AUGGAUGAUGAUGAUGAUGAUGAUGAUGAUGAUGAUGAUGAUGAUGAUGAUGAUGAUGAUGAUGAUGAUGAUGAUGAUGAUGAUGAUGAUGAUGAUGAUGAUGAUGAUGAUGAUGAUGAUGAUGAUGAUGAUGAUGAUGAUGAUGAUGAUGAUGAUGAUGAUGAUGAUGAUGAUGAUGAUGAUGAUGAUGAUGAUGAUGAUGAUGAUGAUGAUGAUGAUGAUGAUGAUGAUGAUGAUGAUGAUGAUGAUGAUGAUGAUGAUGAUGAUGAUGAUGAUGAUGAUGAUGAUGAUGAUGAUGAUGAUGAUGAUGAUGAUGAUGAUGAUGAUGAUGAUGAUUUGGAUGAUGAUGAUGAUGAUGAUGAUGAUGAUGAUGAUGAUGAUGAUGAUGAUGAUGAUGAUGAUGAUGAUGAUGAUGAUGAUGAUGAUGAUGAUGAUGAUGAUGAUGAUGAUGAUGAUGAUGAUGAUGAUGAUGAUGAUGAUGAUGAUGAUGAUGAUGAUGAUGAUGAUGAUGAUGAUGAUGAUGAUGAUGAUGAUGAUGAUGAUGAUGAUGAUGAUGAUGAUGAUGAUGAUGAUGAUGAUGAUGAUGAUGAUGAUGAUGAUGAUGCUGAUGAUGAUGAUGAUGAUGAUGAUGAUGAUGAUGAUGAUGAUGAUGAUGAUGAUGAUGAUGAUGAUGAUGAUGAUGAUGAUGAUGAUGAUGAUGAUGAUGAUGAUGAUGAUGAUGAUGAUGAUGAUGAUGAUGAUGAUGAUGAUGAUGAUGAUGAUGAUGAUGAUGAUGAUGAUGAUGAUGAUGAUGAUGAUGAUGAUGAUGAUGAUGAUGAUGAUGAUGAUGAUGAUGAUGAUGAUGAUGAUGAUGAUGAUGAUGAUGAUGAUGAUGAUGAUGAUGAUGAUGAUGAUGAUGAUGAUGAUGAUGAUUGGAUGAUGAUGAUGAUGAUGAUGAUGAUGAUGAUGAUGAUGAUGAUGAUGAUGAUGAUGAUGAUGAUGAUGAUUGGAUGA
Schistosoma spindalis is the source of this 993-nucleotide messenger RNA. The record is from the annotation of a GenBank genome assembly. Lineage: Eukaryota; Metazoa; Platyhelminthes; Trematoda; Strigeidida; Schistosomatidae.